CUUGUCUUCUCCUGUAGCCUGCUGAUGAAGAGGAAACUCUUCCUCUACAACUUCAAGAACCUGCGCUGGGCCAAGGGCCGGCGUGAAACCUACCUCUGCUAUGUUGUAAAGCGCCGUGACAGUGCUACAUCGUGCUCCCUGGACUUUGGAUACCUGCGCAAUAAGAUGGGCUGUCACGUGGAGGUGCUCUUCCUGCGCUACAUCUCAGCCUGGGACCUGGACCCGGGCCGCUGCUACCGUAUCACCUGGUUCACCUCCUGGAGCCCCUGUUACGACUGCGCCCGGCACGUGGCCGACUUCCUGCGUGCCUACCCCAACCUGACCCUCCGCAUCUUCACGGCCCGCCUCUACUUCUGUGAGGACCGCAAGGCAGAGCCUGAGGGGCUGAGGCGCCUGCACAGGGCGGGGGCCCAAAUUGCCAUCAUGACCUUCAAAGAUUACUUCUACUGCUGGAACACGUUUGUGGAGAACAGGGAAAAGACAUUCAAAGCCUGGGAAGGGCUGCAUGAAAACUCUGUCCAUCUGUCCAGGAAACUUCGACGGAUCCUCCUGCCACUGUACGAAGUAGAUGAUUUACGAGAUGCCUUCAAAACUCUGGGACUUUGA
Gymnogyps californianus (California condor) is the source of this 606-nucleotide messenger RNA. It is a transcript of the gene AICDA, whose product is annotated as activation induced cytidine deaminase. Lineage: Eukaryota; Metazoa; Chordata; Aves; Accipitriformes; Cathartidae. Gene Ontology annotation, biological process: DNA cytosine deamination; defense response to virus; negative regulation of single stranded viral RNA replication via double stranded DNA intermediate. Gene Ontology annotation, molecular function: zinc ion binding; cytidine deaminase activity; RNA binding. The record is from RefSeq and is a predicted model, not a curated record. Gene Ontology annotation, cellular component: nucleus; P-body; cytoplasm. The annotation marks the transcript as partial. The transcript is spliced from 4 exons.